AAAAAAAAAAAAAAAUGGGUAGGUUAAAAUCGAUUACUUCACGCUCACAGUUCACAAUAUUCACCAACAACAGAAACAGAAAAGAAAGAAGAAGAAAAAGAAAAAGAAAAGGGAAAGGGUACCUUCAAGGCUUCAAGCGUCGCCGUCGGAAGAAGAAGAAGAAGCAGAAGAAGAAACAGAAGAAGAAGCAGCAGGCAGCAGCAGCAGUCGCACUCGCCAUUCUCCCAGGACAAUAUUUGAAUGGAUUCUUCAAACUCAAAUUCUCCACAAGCAAAUAGCACUAGUGGCACUUCUUCAAAUACUAGGGAGGAAGAAUUUAGUCCUCUAUGGAGAUAUGUAACUAAAUUAGAGAAAACUGGAGAAGGAGGGGGUAAUUGUAAAUGGAUAUGCAAUUUUUGUGGACAAGAAAAGCAAGGGACUUAUACUAGAGUGAGGGCUCAUUUAUUGAAAAUCACUGGAAAGGGGAUUGGUGUGUGUAAAAAAGUGAGGAAUGAUAGUAUUUCUGAAAUGAGGAAACAGGAGGAUGAGGCAACAAACAAAAUUACCAAUUCACAAUCUAGGCGAGUUUCUUUGCCUAUUAGUAUAACUUCUGUUCCUUCAUUGAAUAUAACUGAACCAAGUAUUUCAGCAGCUUUGAAGAAAAGAAGAGUUAAUGAUUCUCCUCUUGGUAGAGCUUUUGACUUGCAAACUAGAGCUCAAUUAGAUGCAGAGAUUGCUAGAAUGUUCUACACUGGGGGUCUACCUUUUAAUUUUGCUAGAAAUCCUUAUUAUGUGAGUUCUUAUUCUUUUGCUGCUAAUCAUGUUUUGGGUGGUUAUGUGCCGCCUGGUUAUAACAAAUUGAGAACCACAUUACUUCAGCAAGAAAAAGCAAAUGUAGAGAGGUUGCUUGAACCAAUUAAAAGUACUUGGUUAGAAAAGGGUGUUAGUAUUGUGAGUGAUGGAUGGAGUGAUCCCCAGAGGAGGCCUUUGAUUAAUUUUAUGGUUGUUUCUGAGUCUGGCCCCAUGUUUAUCAAAUCUGUAGAUUGUUCUGGUGAAGUGAAAGAUAAGCAAUUUAUUGCUAAUUUGCUAAAAGAAGUAAUUGAUGAGGUGGGUCAUCAAAAAGUGGUACAAGUCAUUACUGAUAAUGCUUCAAAUUGUAAAGGUGCUGGAGAAAUCAUUGAGGGAAUGUUUCCACAUAUUUAUUGGACUCCUUGUGUUGUGCACACUCUUAAUCUUGCUUUGAAGAAUAUAUGUGCAGCAAAAAAUUUGGAAAAUAAUCAAGAAACUUAUGAUGUGUGUCACUGGAUCACUGAAAUCCAUGGGGAUGCUUUGCAAAUCAAGAAUUUUAUAAUGAAUCAUUCCAUGAGGCUUGCAAUUUAUAAUCGGUUUAGCCCUUUGAAAUUGCUUUCAGUUGCUGACACUCGUUUUGCUUCUAUUGUUGUGAUGCUUAAAAGAUUUAAACUUAUUAGACGUGCUUUAGAAGCAAUGGUUAUGAGUGAUCAAUGGGCACAAUACCGAGAAGAUGACCAAGGCAAAGCUAGAUUUGUUCGUGAUAAAGUGGUAGAUGAGGAUUGGUGGGAAAAGGUUGUUUACAUCAUUGCUUUUACUGGGCCCAUUUAUGACAUGAUCAGAGUUUGUGACACAGACAAACCAUGCCUUCAUUUGGUUUAUGAGUUGUGGGAUUCUAUGAUUGAAAAGGUGAAGCAAGUUAUUUUUGAUCAUGAAGGAAAGCAAGCAGAUGGGUUUUCUCCUUUUUAUUAUGUGGUUCAUCGAAUUCUUGUUGAUCGUUGGGCAAAGAACAACACUCCCCUUCAUUGUUUAGCCCAUUCAUUAAAUCCAAGAUUUUAUAGUGAAAAAUGGCUUCAAGAGGGAGAAGGUAGAGUGCCUCCUCAUAUGGAUGGAGAAGUAUCAACUGAGAGAAUUAAAUGUUUCAGGAGGAUUUUUUCUAAUGAAGAUGAGCGAAUUAGAGCAAAUGAUGAAUUUGCAAAUUUUUCUUUGAAAAGUAGACCUUUUGCUGAUCCUGAUUCUAUUGGAAGUAUGUAUGUUACAGAUCCUAGGAAAUGGUGGGCAUGUUUUGGUUCUAAUGCACCUUUACUUCAAAGGUUGGCUUUUAAAGUGCUUGGACAACCUACUUCCUCCUCUUGUUGUGAAAGAAAUUGGAGUAUUUAUUCCUUCAUUCAUUCAUGCAGAAGGAAUAAAUUAACUCCAAAACGUGCAGAGGACUUGGUUUUUAUCCAUAAUAAUCUUCGUCUUCUGUCCAGAAACUCCUCCCAAUAUUAUGAUGAGAAGACAAAAUUGUGGGAUGUUGGUGGUGAUCAAUUUGGAAGUAUGGAAGAUGUGGGAGUUCUUGAAUUUGCCGACCUUUCAUUGGAUGAACCAGAGUUAGAGUCUGUUUUGUUUGAUGAAAAUGCAACUACAUGCAUGGAGAAGGAGAAUGAGAAAGACAGUGAAGUUGAGGAAAUGUUAUAAAUUUUAUUAUCUUUUCUUUUUUAACAUUUGAAUGUGUUGUAGUUGAUAUUUAUUUCUUAUAAGUAUGAAACUUCUAAAUAUGUAUUUUUAUAGUUGAAUUUAAAUGUUGAUUUGAACUUUAUUUA
Messenger RNA from Hevea brasiliensis (rubber tree), 2573 nucleotides. RefSeq lists its product as uncharacterized. The record is from RefSeq and is a predicted model, not a curated record. Gene Ontology annotation, molecular function: protein dimerization activity; DNA binding. Bases 241 to 2448 code for a protein of 735 amino acids. Lineage: Eukaryota; Viridiplantae; Streptophyta; Magnoliopsida; Malpighiales; Euphorbiaceae. The transcript is spliced from 4 exons.